GACACAACCGAGAAGGCAGCACUGAAAAGUUGCAACGCGCCCGGGCGAAAGCGAACGACGCCGUCAUCUGGUCGGUGGUGGUUGGUGGUGGUUCCGCGCAAAGCAGCUUUCCUGGACGGCAGCCGCCGCCGCCGUCAGGUUGCCUCUCACCUGUGCGCGCCUCCUCCACCGUUGUGCGGCCUCCACUCUCUCCUUUGCGAGUUUUGCCUUCUUUUUUUUUCUUUCCGUUGUGAAUUGCUCUCUCCCUGAGUGCGUGCGUGUGUGUGUGUCUGUGAGUGGCGGCAGAAGGAGAGGCGUAGGACGAAGGGAUGGAGAGUGCGAUGCUCUGACACUCAAGCAGGCGACUGCCGCGAUCUCGCCGAACCACCUGUAGCCAGCGAGAGCGCGUUGUUUGGCCGGCCAACAGGACAGGCCGCCAGUCAGUCGGCAAUAGCGGGGUCCCAUCUCGGGCAAAGGAGUGCGUUUUUGGUGGAUAGCUGCCGUGCUCCGGUGCUCUCGGGAUGAAUGUCUGGAUAACCCUGCUCGCCCUGAUCGUCACCUUGCAUACCGGAAUCCCGCAAAAUGCAUCCGGCGCUCAUCACAAGUUGGCACGGCGACAAGCCGUAAGACAGCCGAGGCCAGGUUUCCGACUGGUCCGAGGCCGUGUGAGGUCUACAACGUCCACGACCACGGCCUCUCCCGACGACUACUACUACUACGAGGUGCCCGAGAACCACACGCCGCCUCCGACACGGCCACCCCCAAGGGGUCGCGGACGCGUGGUCGCCCGCUUCAGGGGUCGCGGUCAGCCGAGGCCCACGCCUAGUCCAAUCCCUCCACCACCGUCUUACGAAGAGGAACUGGAGCACUACGGGUACAGCUUUGGCCCGCCUAAGCAGACGUCAUCGACGACAACGACGACAACCACGACUCCCGCGCCGACGGAUCCGCCCAAGACGCUGUCGCCCAACUACCGGGAGCGCGCCGACGGUCGCAUCAUUGACUUCCGGGCCGACCCAAACUUCCCGCGUGAGCUGAAGGGCGCCGACUUGACGGACUACCCGUUCUACGAGAACGUGCCCGAGGACAUUACCUUCGACUGCUCUAAGUGGCACGACGGUUUUUACGCCAGCAUACCGCACAAGUGUCAGUUGUUCCACUACUGCUACGGAGGUUUUCGCUACGACUUCCUGUGCCCAAACUACACGCUGUACGACCAGACCACCUUCACGUGUCGCUUCAUCAACACGGUGGAGUGCGAGAAGUCGGAGAAGCAUUACGACCGCAACGAAGCUCUCUACAAGGAGACCACGACGGUGGCGCCAUCCACCGUGCCUCCAAGGCCUCCUCCACCUCCGCGCAAGAAGCCAACCCCACCCAAGAAGAAGACGUCAACGACCACUACCACCACCACGGAAGCGCCGGACGAGUACGAGGAAUACGAGUACGAGGAAGACGAGACAACAACGACCACGACGACAACGACGACCGCUAAGCCUAAGCGGCGAAGACUCAGGCCGCGUCUAAGGAUUCCCGGAGCUCGGGGUCCCCAGGAUGGCAAAAAGUAAUCUCGGAGGCUGCGCUCCUUGUUUCUACGGCUGUGUCAUCGUUCAAAAAACAACGGAGAUUCACGGAGCUCUCGAAGCUGUUUAGCGGAUUGACGUUACACCUGGCGGGCGUUCACACUUGCGACGGCUCGAACGUGACGAUGCGCGUUCUAAAGCGUUCUACCCGCCAUGUUCAGGUUUUUCUCGUUCGUAUCCAGCUGGAAGCUCCGGGGCAUGAUAGAUGCAUUUAUGUUUUUUUUAGUUUUGUUUUGGCGUUCGUUUUAGUGAGAUGAAACUGAUGUUGACUCGUC
This is a messenger RNA of Rhipicephalus sanguineus (brown dog tick), 1837 nucleotides long. RefSeq lists its product as uncharacterized. Gene Ontology annotation, molecular function: chitin binding. The record is from RefSeq and is a predicted model, not a curated record. The transcript has 6 exons. Lineage: Eukaryota; Metazoa; Arthropoda; Arachnida; Ixodida; Ixodidae. Gene Ontology annotation, cellular component: extracellular region. The coding region runs from base 501 to 1547 and encodes 348 amino acids.